Daktulosphaira vitifoliae (grape phylloxera) is the source of this 3163-nucleotide messenger RNA. Its product is annotated as probable ATP-dependent RNA helicase DDX49. The record is from RefSeq and is a predicted model, not a curated record. Bases 204 to 1589 code for a protein of 461 amino acids. Gene Ontology annotation, molecular function: nucleic acid binding; RNA helicase activity; ATP binding. Lineage: Eukaryota; Metazoa; Arthropoda; Insecta; Hemiptera; Phylloxeridae. The transcript is spliced from 7 exons.
UAAAUAUAACAUUAUAUGGGUGAUACAAUUUUUUAUGUUAAAUUACCUACAAUUUAACCAAUUAAUUUAAAUUUAAAUUAGUCAUUUAGAUACUUCAGUGUUAAUUUGUUUGGAGUAAUCAUUAAAUAAAAAUAUGAAUAAUUAUAAAAAUUUCAACAAGAAUUAAGAUAAAGAAAAAUAGUUUAAUUUCUAAAUUCUGAAAAAUGACUUUUCGAGAUUUAAAUUUAUCCACAUAUUUGUGCAAGCAACUAGAAGCUAUCGGUGUAAAAUCUCCUACAGAAAUUCAAAAAAAUUGCAUACCAAAAAUUUUGGAAGGAAUUGAUUGUAUAGGAUGUGCUAAAACAGGAAGUGGAAAAACAUUAGCAUUUGCUUUGCCUAUUUUACAAAAGCUUUGGGAGGAACCAUAUGGUAUAUUUGCACUCAUACUUACACCAACUAGAGAACUUGCUUAUCAGAUUGCAGAUCAAUUUGCAGUAAUAGGAAAAUCAAAAAAUCUCAGAAAUUGUGUAGUUACUGGUGGAAUGGAAAUGAUAGUUCAAGCUCGUGAGUUAGCUAAUAAACCUCAUAUUGUUGUAUCAACACCUGGAAGAUUAGCUGAUCAUUUAGAGAGUUGUGAUACAUUUUCAUUGAAACGAAUUAAAUUUUUAGUAUUAGACGAAGCAGAUAGACUAUUAGGUGGUAAAUUUGAUCAACAAAUUUCAACUAUUUUCAAUGCACUUCCAAAAAAUAGACAGACACUGUUAUUUAGUGCAACUAUGACGGAUACUCUUGAAAAAGUUAAAAAAAUAACAAAAAAAAAUACAUUUGUGUUCGAGUCUACUGAUGAAGUAAAAACCGUAGAUGAACUUGAACAAUUUUAUGUGCUUUGUCCAUAUAAUGUAAAAGAUGGCUAUUUAGUUGAAAUUGUAAGAAAUUUUCGCGAAAAAGAUGAAAGUGGUCUCAUAAUGAUUUUCACUGAUACUUGCAAAAAUUGUCAGUUGUUGUAUAUGACAUUAAAUGAAGUUGGUUUUGAUACUGUUGCUCUUCAUGCAAUGAUAAGUCAACGUCAAAGAUUAACAGCAUUAGCCAAAUUCAAAUCACAUAUUUCAAAAAUUUUAAUUGCUACUGAUGUCGCAAGUCGAGGAUUAGAUAUCCCAGCAGUUUCAUUAAUAAUAAACCAUGUAAUUCCAAAUAAUGCGACAGAUUAUGUUCAUAGAGUAGGGCGUACAGCAAGAGCAGGCCGAACAGGUCAAGCAGUAUCAAUUGUUACCCAGCAUGAUGUAAAAAUUGUUCAAACAAUUGAACAAAAAAUUAAUUAUAAACUUAAAGAAUAUGAUGUUUCAGGAAUAAAUGUAGCUAAGAUUUUGACUCAAGUGCAUGUCACAAAAAGAGAGGCACAAAUUAAAUUAGAUGAAACUGAUUUUGAUGAAAAACGAUUGAUAAAUAAAAGAAAAAAAUUGAUUACUGAUGGGAAAGAUCCUGACGAAGUGGAACAAGAAAUAAAAAAAAAACAAAGAGAAAAAAAGAGAAAAAGAUUUGAAAAAAAAAAUAUGGAUGAUUUUAUAAGUGAUGAAAGUGUUAUAAUUAAUGAAAAUAAAGAUGAACUCUAAUGAAUUAACAAAAAAAAAAUUAAUGAAUUUUUAAAAUUCUUAAAAGAUUUUUUUUAAAACUUUUUAUCUGAAAAAUAAAUUUUCAAAUGCUUUUUUUGUUAUUUCACUUUAUGUGAAAUGUAAAUUUACAAUAAGAAAUAAUGUUUAAUAUAAAUUUUUUAAAAUAGGUUUUAUACUCUAAGCUAUAUUUUAAAUUUAGCUUCUUCAGAGGACAUAGAAAUUGUAUACCUUUAAAAAUUUAAUAUCCAGAUUUUAGUAUAUUGUAAAAAUAUUUUUACAAAAAAAUGAGUAAAUUACUUCUAACAUAUGCCCCUUAAAAUUUGCUGUCCAAAUUUAUGCAUCUUUUUAAUAAAAGAUGCAUAAAUCCUAAUAUCAACUCACAUUUGUUUUGUCAGGAUAUUUUAAAUAGGUAAUUAAAAUAUUUAUUAGUUAUAUUUUUUUAAUAACAAAUUUACAGAGGUUAAGGAGUUCAAUAAUGUAUUUACUAUGGAAGCUCAUACAGUUUUAAUCACCCUUUGGACAAAAAAUAAUGAGAGUGGAGAAGAGAACUCCUCAUUUCUCUUAAUUCCCACUUAUACAAAAUUUCUAAAUACACCACUGAUAGAGUCCAUGAGAUUGAUACAGCCAGUCAUCAGAAUUUUAAUGGAAAUCAUGGGAAAAAAAUUUGAGAUUAGAUCCAAAGCUUUAUAGAGACACACCUUAAAAUAAGGUCACAGCAUGCUUGUGAUCCUGAUACACUUCUGUAUUGGUUAUUAACAUAAAAAGCGUUUUAGGAAAACACAGUACCUUGUCAGGUACUCCCAUUAAUCUAAAAAUUAUGGUAGUGACGCUAAAAAAGAGAAAAUUCCUUAUUCUGUGUUUUGAAAGUUAUCUAAGUCCCCUAAUAAUAAAUUUUUAAAUGUAGCACUAUUUAAAUCCGAUUCAAGGCAAAAAAGAAUAAGCAAAGAGUAUUAUAAAGAAAGCUGAAAAAUACUAGUUUUUAUGUGUUUGUUUUCUUUUAUCUAAUGUCCCUAAUUCUUAGUUCCAAUUUGAUCAUUUUGUUCUAAAUAUGUCCCCAAAAAAAUUGUUAAUUUAUGCACAAAUUUGGAAGAAUUUUCUAAAGUUUACUAUAUUGGGGAUAAUUUACACAAAAAAUAAAAAUUUCUAAGUAAUGAAUUAAAAGAAUUUUUAUUUUCUCAUAGCUUCUUACUAUAGUUUUUUUGUGUCUGUAAACACAAAUGUAAAAUUCUUAUUGGACCGAUGUAGCUAAACGAUCUGUUACAAGAUCAUAAACUGCUGAAAUUUUAAAAGUCUUCCUAUGUUCCCUGUAAAUGGGAGAAAUUCAUAGAAAAUUACAAUUUUUGAAAUCGUGAAAAUUUUUUAUUUUUUCUUCGACGUAAUAUGACAAUUUUUUUUUUUACAACCGUUAGAUUGGUUAAUAUCAAUUGGAUUAGUAUAUCCUUGGAAAUUUAUAAGUGCAGUGGUUUCCCGUUGCCUUGUACUUUGUGAACAUGAUAUUUUUACACCACCGUAAAAGCGCACAUAUGGUCACCCAUCUGUUUACCUAUGGCAGGAGGCGCGGCUUAACACUAGAA